CAAAUCAAUCAAUGAAUAGUUGCAGUGGCAAUUACGUACUUUCCUUGAUAAUUCCCGACCACCUCCUCUUCACUCUGGACGCCCCCCACUCUUUCCAGUUUUCCCCACCAUCUCGCUUUUCCCCCUUUUUUGAACUCAACUCAUUUUACUGUAAAGCAUUUCAAUUAUUUAGAGAGCUGCGAGAGUCAUGGCUUCUGGCGGCGGUAUUAGGAAUGGCAAUCACAAGGCAACGAAUCCGAGGACUUCAUCCUCUAUUAAAUCUAAGCUUCCACCUCCGACAUCUAAUCUCCGGCGCAGCAGCGUGUCCGCUCUCGGCGCUGGUGACGGCGUUUCCGGAAGAGUUCGAGUUUCCAUACGAUUGAGACCGCGGAAUGAUGAGGAAUUGGCAGCAGAUGCCGAUUUUGCUGAUUGUGUAGAGCUGCAACCUGAGCUUAAAAGGUUGAAACUAAGAAAAAACAACUGGGAUACGGAUACAUAUGAGUUUGAUGAGGUGUUCACCGAGUUUGCAUCACAAAAGCGUGUGUACGAGGUGGUUGCGAAACCUGUUGUGGAGAGUGUCUUGGAAGGUUACAAUGGGACAGUUAUGGCAUAUGGUCAGACUGGUACUGGGAAAACCUAUACUCUUGGAGAAUUGGGAGAUGAAGAUCACUCAACUCGUGGUAUUAUGGUUCGGUCAAUGGAAGACAUUCUUGAAAAUAUAAGUCCAGAUACUGACUCAGUCUCUGUAUCAUACUUGCAGCUUUAUAUGGAAACAAUCCAGGACCUCCUUAAUCCUGCAAACGAUAACAUUUCUAUAGUUGAAGACCAGAAAACUGGCGAUGUAUCCCUACCAGGGGCAACAGUUGUUGAUGUCCGAGGAAAGGGAAAUUUUAUGGAGCUACUACAGUUGGGGGAAGCUCAUAGAUAUGCUGCUAACACAAAGAUGAACACUGAAUCUUCUCGUAGUCAUGCUAUUCUCAUGGUGCACAUCAAGAGGUCUGUUUCUGUAAGGGAAACAGAUAUUUCUGCUGAUUUUGAUGAUCCUUCUCCCUUGGCUACUAAUUUUAAACCACCCAUGCUUCGAAAAGGAAAGCUCCUCCUCGUAGACCUUGCUGGUUCUGAACGUGUUCUUAAAUCUGGAAGUGAAGGGCAUAUGCUAGAAGAAGCCAAGUCUAUCAACCUUUCAUUAAGUGCAUUGGGGAAAUGCAUAAAUGCUUUGGCAGAAAAUAGUACUCAUGUUCCAGUCCGGGAUUCAAAACUAACACGGUUACUUAAGGACUCAUUUGGAGGCACAUCAAGAACGUCAUUAGUUGUGACCAUUGGUCCAUCGCCACGCCAUCGAGCAGAGACAGCAAGUACCAUUUUGUUUGGACAAAGGGCUAUGAAGGUGGAGAACAUGUUGAAAAUCAAGGAGGAGUUUGAUUACAGAAGUUUGUGUAAAAGGCUUGAGGUACAAGUUGACAAACUCAUUGCUGAAAAUGAAAGACAGCAAAAUGCUUUUGAGGAUGAGGUAAAGAGAAUCAGGUUAGAAGCGCAAAAGCACAUCUCUAAGGCCGAGCAAAACUGUGCAGAUGAACUAAAGGAAGAGAAAAUUCGGUGCCAGAUGGAAUAUAUGGAUUCAAUUAAGAAACUUGAAGAAAAGAUGCUUAAUCAACAGAGGCAUCCAGCCAAUGGUGUCACCGGUAAUGAAGAGAGUCACGGUGGGUUCACCAGUGAGGAUGUAUCUGAACUGAAGAAGUUGCUGCAGAAUGAAAUUCAAACAAGAAAGGCAGCAGAAGAGGAAAUCAGUAGCCUAAAAAAUCAGAUUAUGAAGAUAAAAAAACAAGAAUUAUCCGCUGGAAGCUCAGAUACUAUAUAUCUCCAAAAGCUGCUGGAAGAAGAGGCUAGUGAAAAGAAGAGGCUGGAAGACGAAGUGAUCCUCUUAAGAAGUCAAUUGUCUCAAUUGAAUUUGGAAGCUAGUCAGACUAGAAGCUAUGAUGAUAGAAGCAGAAAUGGCAAUUCGCUUUCUGGUCUGGAUUCUCUGUCUUCACUUAGACAUCUGCAGUAUAAAAAUGGCAAUAAUGGGGAGAGAGUGGCAAUAACCAAUCUCCAUGAACAAGUUGGGCUAAAUAAGAUUAUGUCAUUGCUGGAAUCAGAAGAUGCUAGUGUGCAGAUUCAUGCCGUGAAAGUGGUUGCCAACCUAGCAGCAGAAGAAGCGAAUCAGGAGAAAAUUGUUGAAGCUGGAGGUCUUACUUCACUGCUGAUGCUCCUUAGAAAAUCUGAGGAUGAGACAAUACGUAGAAUAGCUGCCGGUGCAAUUGCAAAUCUUGCAAUGAAUGAAGCAAAUCAGGAGCUUAUUAUGGCUCAUAGUGGGAUUAGUCUUUUGUCAAUGACAGCAGCUGAAGCUGAGGAUCCUCAGACUCUACGGAUGGUUGCUGGAGCCAUUGCUAAUCUAUGUGGCAAUGAUAAACUGCAGACGAGGUUAAGAACAGAAGGUGGUAUAAGGGCUUUGCUAGGAAUGGUGAGGUGCAGACAUCCUGAUGUUCUUUCCCAAGUUGCACGUGGAAUUGCCAAUUUUGCCAAGUGUGAGUCCAGAGCUUCUUCGCAGGGCAUAAAACUUGGACGGUCCCUUCUAAUAGAAGAUGGGGCACUACCAUGGAUUGUGCAAAAUGCCAAUAAUGAAGCCUCACUUAUUAGACGACACGUGGAGCUUGCACUUUGCCACCUCGCACAACAUGAAGUAAAUGCAAAAGACAUGAUUAGCGGGGGAGCCCUCUGGGAGCUGUAUCGUAUCUCACGUGACUGCACACGUGAUGACAUAAAGUUACUUGCACGCCAGACGCUGGCUUCAAGCCCAACAUUUUUAUCCGAAAUGCGGCGCUUGCAUAUAGAUGUAUAGACGGAUGAUGGUGGGUUCAAGUACCCAAUGGAAAAUUUCAACCAUAUUUGCCAAAUUUGACUAACCAGUUAUUAGAAGAAGGGGGCGGCUGUCUUUGCAAACAUAGAUCAGCAUCUUGUUUGUUCAUAUCCAUUCAUUUUUUGUUGGUUGAAGUUAUACUACUAGUGACAUCUCGUGUGUUGUAACAUAUAUAUGAAUGAAUAGAGGUAAAUUUAAUGAUAUUUACUAGUUCAAUCGUUCCACUUAAAGUUUCUCCUAGUUUCACAUAUUAGUACUUUAGUAGUCAUUUUGAAAGUCCGAUGUUGCGUCAGGCACUGUGGUUGGUUUAAGAUCGUCAGAUGGAAGCACUCAAGUUCUGAUGAGAAACUUUCAGUUUUGAAUUAUGCUAGAGGUACAUAACACUAUUAUAGAAAUUCUUAUAAAAAAAGAUAUGUGAGUAUCUUAUUGUUUAGCACAUGAGCACAUUACAUUACUUUUACAUCAAAGAUGGAUUGCAAUAUCCACACUUGUGUGUAAGUUUUUUUUUUUGUAAGUUUGUGUUUUUAGCAUUUUUCUUCAAUUUUCCACUCCAGCAAACUGUGGCAAAGUAUUAGUUUUUACAUAUGGACCUAGUCAGAUUUUCUAGCUCAGUU
Molecule: messenger RNA, 3489 nt
Organism: Cuscuta epithymum
Lineage: Eukaryota; Viridiplantae; Streptophyta; Magnoliopsida; Solanales; Convolvulaceae
Source: the annotation of a GenBank genome assembly